UUCUUCUCAUAUUUUGUUAUUUAUUAAUUUGUUCAAUUUUCAAUGUCGUCUAUUAAUUCAGACUCUGAAGUAGAAGAAGUGUCUUAUCGGCCCUUGUUGACACCACGUGUCAUAAGACGACCAGUUCCAGUUUUGCCGCGGCGCGUUAGCGGCUCAGCAAAUAAUAACUCUGGCGCUAACCGAACACCAUACACAAAUGACAGCGACAGCGACGGUUCUGACGACGCAUCCUUUUUUAGGUUACGACAGCCGGCAAUAAACACACCGAUAGUUGAGAGCGAAACAAAUCAUAACGCGUCUUUUGAAAGCUCACGCAACAAAAGUCAACCUGUAGGUAGCAGCUUAGAUCCCAGCGAAGGCGAAAGCAGUAGCAGCAGCAGUGACGAUGAGGAUGCUGGUGUGUGCGAGGUGGUGUCAGUAAAGCGGAAGUAUUCGGACAGCGAGACUUCUUUAGAAGCUAGUAAGAGGAGAGCGCGAAGCGUGUCGUUGACGCCGCCUCCUGGCGACAGCGCUGGCAAACGACAGGUAGCGGUGCCUAUGCCAACAUCAGCCAAGGUGGCUGCUGUCUGUGGGCAGCAACAGGCUAGUUUUGGCGGCGACGCGCUUUUGUUGGAUUCCGAUAAUGAAACAACCCCUUUAAACAAUCAGUGUAGUCAGCAACAAGACAGGACGCAGAUACAUCAGUGGGACACGGGAGUGCAGGACCUAGAUCCAUCCCUACAGGCGGCAAUGUUCAACAACGAUACAUCAGGCGUUUCGUUGUUGGAAAAGAUCCAGGUGGAAUUUCAGCUAGUCUACGACGCCGAGUUUCUUAGCAUCGAUGUCCCAGCGACGUGGAAUCCCAAGCGCUGGGCUCGAGUGAAGCCUGGAAACCAGGAUAAAAUCAUAAAAAGGCUCAAUAACCGUAUUGCCGUUGUUGUCUUUUCUAAUGACACCAUUGGCCGCGCACUGCAGGCGUUUUCAGAUAACUUUACUAUUGACGUGAUGGCCACUGAUCCGGUACUCAAGCACAAUUCAAUGCGCAUAUUUCUCACCAGCAAGUUGUCCAGUCUGGGCAAUCUCCCUGUGUUUUAUGUCAAGGUAUUUCCGCGGUCUGUUUUCAACCGGAUGAUGGAGAAGGAUCAUAUGGCGCGUCAGCGGCAGGAUAUGGAGCUGGAGCAGGCUGAGCGAGAUUUGGAGCUUGUGCAUAGGCUGAGGCAGAACGCUGGAGAGACUUCGGAAUCGGUGGAUACAACGGAUAAUGCUGACUAUGGGUUGGGAGAAAGUGCGAGCGCUCCAGUGGGCAUUAGAAUCAAGAUUCGUGACUCGCAGGGUAAGGACGUUCUGCUGAUGGUGGCGCCGACUACGACUGUACAGUCUAUUAUUGAUAAUUACUGCAAAAUAGCUGGUCUGCCUGCGGGAACGCAGGUCUCGCUGGAGUUUGAUGACGAGAAGCUGAACCCGAAAGCCACUGUCGGCGAGACCGAUAUUGAGGACGACGAUAUGUUGAGCGCCAAUUGGAAGUAGACCUCUUAUUGCAUCCAAUUUAUCAAACAAAAGUUUCAAAAUCUGUGAACCAUUUUUUUCUUGCUCGCGCAGCCACACACAGGAUCAAAAUUGGUCAUAAUUGGUCGAUUUCACG
Molecule: messenger RNA, 1621 nt
Organism: Kickxella alabastrina
Lineage: Eukaryota; Fungi; Kickxellomycota; Kickxellomycetes; Kickxellales; Kickxellaceae
Product: ubiquitin-2 like Rad60 SUMO-like-domain-containing protein
Exons: 1
Coding region: 43-1506 (487 amino acids)
Molecular function (GO): protein binding
Source: RefSeq, a predicted model, not a curated record